GGCACCCACACCCGCUCUACCUAACCACUCAAGGACGACUCCCUGAUUCCCAUACUCCUACAUGAACCAUUUCUGGACUACAACACCAAGCCCUCCCCUCCCAUUUCUAAUCCAUUACUGCCAUGCCACAGGUCCGGUAGAUGCGAGGCAUUGUUUCCUGUCACUGCUCCGCCACUUCCCCCCCAUCCGAGCCUGACCCUGCGACUUCUGACGUUACCGUACAAGUACCCGUGGACUUGUCUGGAGCCGUAGCCGUACCACCCGAUAACACCUAACGAUACGAGGAUCACUGCUGCUACGAGUAUCCCCGGCCGCACCUCUUGAGUGAUUAGCAACCAGCUGCUGCAGGCACGGUCCAACCUCAACCGCAACGACCGAAACAGAAACAGAGACGCCGACGACCGAACCCAACCUUCAUAUUCACAGCACCUUCAGCCUUCAACCUCUUCCCCUCCUGGACAUUCACCCUGGAGACCGACAGGUUACCUUUACAUCCCUCGGGAAGUUGGCAGGCGAGUAGCAGCUCUCGUGAAAGCUGCUCCGAGUCUCCAUGACCGUCCUCUCCCACUCCUCCUCUCCCUCCCCAAACUCGCUGCCGAGCGAGAAACGCAUGUUCUCUGGCUUCACGAUGCCCACCAAGAGCAGCAAUGGCCACAGCCACAAUCCCUUCCCGCAGAAGCUCAAGAACUUCUUCCGCAUAAAUAGUCUGGGAAGCAGCAAUAGCGAGAAGAACGAAGGAUCUAUGAAAUCCGAGAGCAAGAGUUCUUUUCGACAGUCCAAAUUCUUCCCCAGCGUUGGCCGGAAUCGGUCACAUACGGUAGCAAGUGAAGGCAAUGGCUUGGAUGAUGGACUCAGCCCUACCGCUCACGCAAAUCCCUACUUUGCACAUCAGGGCCCUCCUGCUUUGCGACAUCACAAUGAGGGUUCAGUACCCCCAAGUCCCCCUGAUACACCAACACUGAAGUUGGAUGCUGUUGCAGGUGUAAACGAUCAAGCCACGGCCGCUGGGAAGGAGGAAUUGGCUCGGAAGUUGAGAAGAGUAGCGAGUGCACCCAAUGCACAGGGCCUAUUUUCUUCCGGCAAGAAUGGCGACGACCGUCCUGCCACGGCGGAACUGGGUAAAGAGCCACUAGCACAAAAUGCCAGUACAAGUAUGCUGGCGCUGGUAGAUUCAAAAAAUGGAAAUCUUAGCAUACCCGGACAGGACGGGCUCGGCGAACUUCAGCCACCAAAUCGAAACAUGGCUUUCAGACGGACAUACAGCUCAAACUCGAUCAAGGUCCGCAAUGUGGAGGUCGGCCCCUCGAGUUUCGAUAAGAUUAAGUUGAUUGGCAAGGGAGAUGUAGGAAAGGUUUAUCUUGUAAGAGAAAAGAAGAGCAGCAGGUUGUAUGCUAUGAAAGGUAUGGACGCUGUUGAAUUGAUAAUUGUUCCUACUGACAAAUCAUAGUAUUGAGCAAGAAGGAGAUGAUCAAGCGAAAUAAGAUCAAGAGAGCUCUUGCUGAGCAAGAGAUUCUUGCUACCAGUAAUCACCCAUUUAUCGUCACCCUUUACCAUUCCUUUCAAUCCGAGGAUCAUCUGUAUCUAUGCAUGGAAUAUUGCAGUGGUGGAGAGUUCUUCAGAGCUUUACAAACUCGUCCUGGUAGGUGUAUACCAGAAGAAGAUGCCAGAUUCUAUGCUGCAGAAGUUACCGCGGCCCUGGAGUAUCUACAUCUGAUGGGGUUCAUUUAUAGAGAUCUUAAGCCUGAGAGUAUGUUGGUCCCCCACUAUUCACCAAGACGGAGCUAAUUUUGUAGACAUUCUCCUCCACCAAUCCGGACACAUUAUGUUAUCAGACUUUGAUCUCUCGAAACAAUCGGACCCCGGUGGAAAACCAACCAUGAUCGUCGGUAGAAAUGGCACAAACACCAAUUCAUUACCAACCAUCGAUACCAAGUCUUGUAUAGCAAAUUUCAGGACAAACUCGUUUGUUGGAACCGAGGAGUAUAUUGCGCCCGAGGUGAUCAAGGGCUGUGGCCAUACAAGUGCUGUUGAUUGGUGGACACUUGGAAUCUUGAUUUACGAAAUGUUAUUUGGUACCACACCUUUCAAGGGUAAAAACCGAAAUGCUACUUUCGCGAAUAUUUUACGAGAUGACGUACCAUUUCCUGAACACUCUGGUAACCCCCAGACUUCAAAGUCAGUAUUUAUCUGUGUCUCCUGUAGGGAGAAUAUAUUUGCUAACUCAAAUUCAGUCUAUGCAAAUCCUUGAUUCGUAAACUCCUUAUCAAGGAUGAGAACCGUCGUUUGGGCGCCAGAGCUGGUGCAUCAGACGUUAAGGGUCACCCAUUCUUUCGAACUACGCAAUGGGCGCUCAUUCGUCACAUGAAACCACCAAUGAUCCCACACCAAGGAAAGGGUACUGACACUGUCAACUUCCGCCCUGUGAAAGAGAGUGAGAGUGUUGAUAUCAGCGGAAGUCGAGGGAUGGGUAUGCCUAAAGGUGUACCUCUAGACUCUGGUUUAGCAACACCAGGAGAAGCGGUUGUUGAUCCGUUUGAGGAAUUCAAUUCAGUGACCUUGCACCACGAUGGAGAUGAACACCACGGACAGCACGAAGACCAACAUAAUGGACGUUACGAUGGAAAUGGACGGUAGUCCAAACCCUUACCAAAUGAUUGUAUCGAUUUCUUCGAGUUCUACCAUCAGUCGGAACUUCAAUCUAUUUUGGAAGGCCACAAUAUUUUUGCUAGGCAAAGAAAGGAGAUGAUAGAAAUGAAUUUUAGAGAAGAGCUAAUUUUGGUUUGAUCAUCUUCUAGGCAGACGAAUGGCAUUAGGCUGGUGUUCUAGGCAGGGAUGAGGUCUGGUCUGGAGAGAAAAGCGACGACAGUGUAAAUUGCAGCACGCGAGAGGCGUAUUAUUUUCCCCUCUCUUUUUAUUUUUUUGUUCCAGUCAAACUGCCUCUUUUAAAACAACCAUGGGGCACGGGAUGGGACAUGUGUUUUUGAUUGAUUGAUUGCUAGCUUCUCUUUUGGCAGCAUUGUACAUAUGGAUUUUUUUUUACGGACAUCUUGUGUCAAGAAGGGUUGGGGUUUUAGGGCGUUCUUUUUUUUUAUUAUCACUUUAUUUUCUUCCCUCUUCUCUCUGUUCUCUUGAGGCGUGGUAGUGGUAGCAGUGUAGCAGGUCAUUUUAUGAGAUUUUUUGAGACUCCUG
This is a messenger RNA of Hymenoscyphus albidus, 3189 nucleotides long. The record is from the annotation of a GenBank genome assembly. NCBI's taxonomy places the organism in Eukaryota, Fungi, Ascomycota, Leotiomycetes, Helotiales, Helotiaceae.